Messenger RNA from Aspergillus glaucus CBS 516.65, 1180 nucleotides. RefSeq lists its product as uncharacterized. The record is from RefSeq and is a predicted model, not a curated record. Lineage: Eukaryota; Fungi; Ascomycota; Eurotiomycetes; Eurotiales; Aspergillaceae. The transcript has 2 exons. Bases 179 to 1042 code for a protein of 287 amino acids.
GUUUCUCUCAACUGCUUGUGUUGUAUCUUGACACUCAACUAUACGCCAAUCUUCUUGCUCUGUCGCAAUCGAGACUGCUUCGUGGGCUGUCGCUAAUUGAUCUACUCUGCAGUCGAGUGCAGCUGGCCUCGCCUACUCUUCUAUUCUACUACUCUACAGAGUACAUCAAAGAGACAAGAUGUCUACUCCUACCUUGAUCAACUUGCCUCCUCCUCCUCCCUCCGGCUCCGUCACUCCAUCUGACAUGGGACCUGGCACCCCCAACUCAGGAACCACCUCCCUCUCCACGUUAUCCACCACCGCCAUCAAAGACGGUCACCAGGGCCAUCCCCAUCCCCACGGCCGCCAUGCGCAUCACUCCUCCUCCACCUCCCUCAGCUCCACCAACACCCUCGAGGCCGAGCGCGCAGACCGCAUCUCCCGCCUCGCCGGUCUCGAACGAGUCGCUACCGCUCGCGCCAGUCCCACCUCCCAGCCCGGCGGCUCAGGUCUCGCGACACAGAUCAUCCCGGGCUACUUCGACAGCCAGUACAACAACAGCAAAGAGCGAAGUACCGUGGGCAGCGCCAGCGCGACGACAGCCAGCGUCGGCGGACGCACGACCUGGGCUAGCGGAAGCGACUUCACCUUUGACGGCGAUAAGAUGAGCGAGGACCCUGAUGACGGUGCCUCGAGCGUAGGUAACAUCAGCGACGAGGGGAAUGCGAGUCUCGUUGGCUUCGGUGAGGGCGCGAGUACUGUUAGCGGACCGAUUUCGCGGCCGAACUUGAACCGGGUGUCAUCUGGUCGGCGCACGCCCAGUUCGUUGGGUAGUCCGACGACAGCGAGCCGGGCGAAUACGAUCGCGGCGUAUUUGCAGGGGCAGGCUGAUAGUCCUAUGAUGCCGUCGCCGUUGUCGCCGGCGGGAUCGUCGUCGAAUAUGCCGGAGCAGACGGGGGAGGAUGCGAGGAUGAUUGAUGGGAUGACUUAUGAUGCGGAUGUGGUUGAUACUACUGUUAAGACUCCGCGGUUGGCUACUCCGUACAAUGGUGAGGGUAGUUAAUCUUUUGAUUAUGUUCUAUUUCGGGUUCGGUUGGGUGUAUUUGUACUGGCGUCAUUAGGAGGAUUACUGUUUCUGUUAUGGUUAUUACGGUCUGUUUGUAAAUCGAGCUGAAUCAAUUUUAUUUACUUAAGUAUAGCA